This is a messenger RNA of Phlebotomus argentipes, 2158 nucleotides long. RefSeq names its product carcinine transporter. The record is from RefSeq and is a predicted model, not a curated record. Gene Ontology annotation, biological process: transmembrane transport. Gene Ontology annotation, cellular component: membrane. Bases 329 to 2071 code for a protein of 580 amino acids. Lineage: Eukaryota; Metazoa; Arthropoda; Insecta; Diptera; Psychodidae. The transcript is spliced from 8 exons. Gene Ontology annotation, molecular function: transmembrane transporter activity.
GCGUGUGAGAUGUCUCUCCGCACUCGAGGAUCGCGAUCAGUCGCUGGCAAACCUUCCGGGUCUCAUGUCCAGUUCGCACAUUGAGACAAAUCUUUUCAGACGCUCUCCCAAUUGAAUAUUCAGAUAGUGAAGUGAGAACUCACAACAGAAGUAGACACUCUGAGUGAUAAGUUAAUCUCGCACAGUGCUUUUGGUGAUUUAGUGAUAAGUUUUGCGCCCUCUCAUGAUCCUUGAGGAGUGCUGUACACGCAGAAAAUCCUUGCACGAGUGACUGGAGGAAAAGUUUUCAACCAUUAGACGAUAAGGAGGACACGAUUGGAGCUCACAAAUGGCGGAAGCUCAAGAUGCUGUUUUCGAUAGGAUCAUGGCCAUGGUUGGGGACAGGGGAGCCUUCCAGACGCGCUUCAACUACAUCUUCAAUGUGGGACAGAUUAUAUUCGCCUCGAUGGCCUGCAUGAACAUCAUCCUGGCCCUCAGCGUCCCUGAUCACUUCUGCCAUGUGCCCGGUCGCGAGAACACAAAUCUCACCCUGGAGGAGUGGAAUAAAAUCGUGUUGCCCAGGGAGAUGGACAACCGGGGCAUGGAGGUGUUGAGCUCGUGCGACAUGUACAACGUCACUGGUGUGGAUGUCCAGCAAAUCUUGUCGAAUACCACAGAGAGGGCAGAGGGGUUCAAUGAGCCAAUUAGCUGUGUCCAUGGCUACACUUACGAUAAGCAGUGGUAUGAGAGGACAGCGGUGAGCCAGGAGGAUUGGGUCUGCGAGAAGGAUCUCUACGUCACAAAUACAUUUGUGUUCAGUCGUAUUGGUGAAGUUUUAGGAACGUUUAUCUUUGGUCAACUCGGUGACACACAUGGACGACGGAUAGUAUACUAUAUCAGCGUAGUUUUGACGAUUUCCGGUCGAAUGCUGUCCAUUUUCACCUCAUCGUUCUUCAUCUUGUUCGCAAUUGCCUCAUCGUUGGGCUCCUGUGCCACUAAUUCUGCCUUUCAGUCACCCCUAAUUAUCGCCAUGGAGACAUCUAAUGAUGAGGCUCGAGCACACAUCGCCAUGAUGCAGUGCAUCGGAUGGACAGCUGGCCUGUGCAUAAUGCCCAUGGUGUUCUGGUGGGUUCGGGACUGGAUGUGGCUCAUCGCCCUGACGACGCUGCCCUACGGCAUUUUCGCCCUCUUCCCCAAGUACAUGAUCGAGUCGCCGCGAUGGCUGGCCAACCGGCGACGCUACAAGGACUGCGCCAAGCAGCUCAACCGAAUAGCCAAGAUCAACGGCAAAGAUGUGGAAAUCACAGAGAAACUCCUCACGCAGAUGCUGCCCAACACAUCUGAGGAGAAGGUCUACGGCCUGGCGUCGUUGUUCUCGAGCUGGCGCCUCGCGAAGAACGCCAGCUUGCUGGUCUUGUGCUGGUCCAUCUGCUGCAUCGUCUACUUAUCCAUCAUUCUCAACAUUUCGCGCAUGGGAGGAAAUCCCUUCGUCAACUUCCUCUGGCAGAGCUUCAUUGAGCUCCCUGCCUCGGUGAUUGGACAGAAGAUGGGCGACGUCAUCGGCAGGCGCUACACCAACGCCAUUGGCUUCCUCCUGGCCGCACUGGGGUGCAUCCCGGUCAUAUACAUGGUGAAAAAUACAGAAUUGGAUUUUUACGCCACAGCAUUCACGGUUUUUGUGAAGUUCGCCAUCACCAUCAACUUUUUUGCUGUUAAUUUGCAAUCCAUGGAAACAUAUCCAACGUGCCUGCGGCAAACUGGAAUCUCCGUGGGUGCAAUUAUUGCCAAUAGUCUCGGAGUCCUGGGUCCAUACAUCGUGUAUCUGGGGACAAACUUCGAUGCCCGUUAUCCUUUCAUGAUAAUGGGUGUACUUCUGGUUAUCGGCGCCGUGUCCAGUCUCUUCCUUCCUGAAACCCUGCACGAGAAGCUACCGGAAACACUCCAAGAGGCCCAAGAAUUUGGCGCCAAUCAGCCCUUCUGGUGGUACCCGAGAGCACCGAAAGACGCCAAGCCAAAGCCCAAAUACGAAGAGAACGGUAUGAAGAGCGAAGAUGUGACGGAGAAGCUCAAUCAGCCCCAAUUUGAGCCGUGAAAACUGUGCCUUUCCACUACUAGCUCGAAAUUUUUAGAUUUAAUUCGCCACUCUUUUUUUAUUGCACAAUAAAACACCAGAAAGUCA